Triplophysa rosa is the source of this 1809-nucleotide messenger RNA. It is a transcript of the gene fbxo45, whose product is annotated as F-box protein 45. The coding region runs from base 235 to 1119 and encodes 294 amino acids. The transcript is spliced from 3 exons. The record is from RefSeq and is a predicted model, not a curated record. Gene Ontology annotation, molecular function: protein binding. Lineage: Eukaryota; Metazoa; Chordata; Actinopteri; Cypriniformes; Nemacheilidae. Gene Ontology annotation, cellular component: synapse; SCF ubiquitin ligase complex. Gene Ontology annotation, biological process: synapse assembly involved in innervation; proteasome-mediated ubiquitin-dependent protein catabolic process.
ACAUUUUCAUAAAAUAGAUAAAAUCGUAUUUGUUUAACACAUUCCGGACAGGAUCUUCACAAUAGUCACAUAGCUUAGAUUUGAGCCAUUUGGCUGCAACUGCAAUAACACGGCGAAAUGCGUCAGCCAAACACGCUUUACCGGAUCUCGGCGGGGUUCUGACCCGUUUCGAUUUCCAUGUUGAAUCCGGCUGUGCGUUUUUAAUAACUGUUUUUUUCAGCGGAGGAGUUUGACAUGUCUGGCGCGGCCGGUGGAGGGGUGCAGUCUGCAGGGCUGGGCGCUGUCGUCGCCGCCGCCGCCGCGAGCUCCUGCUCCUCAUCGUCGGGAUCCGGUUCCGUCGCAUUACUUGGCGGGGGAUCGGGCAUCGCGGGCCGGUUACCCAGCCGGGUACUCGAGCAUAUAUUCUCCUAUCUGGAACUGCCGGAUCUGAUGCAGUGCUCGCUGGUGUGCUGGCAUUGGUAUAACUGCCUGUCGGAUGAAAACAGUGAGGUGUGGCGGAGUCUGUGCUCCCGGGUGCUCAGUGAUGAAGCGAUGCGCACUGAUAUCCUCUGCAACAUUUCUACUUAUAAAAGCAAACUUAAGUCCUUUCAGCAUGCCCUGAGUACUCACGACUGCUCCAGGAAUGUAUACAUCAAGAAAAACGGGUUCACCUUGCAUCGUAACCCUAUCGCCCAAAGCACCGACGGUGCCCGUGGGAAGAUCGGCUUUUCGGAGGGCCGGCAUGCCUGGGAGAUAUGGUGGGAAGGACCUCUUGGCACGGUGGCGGUGAUUGGCAUCGCGACCAAGAGGGCUCCUUUGCAGUGCCAGGGUUAUGUGGCACUUCUAGGCAGCGAUGACCAGAGCUGGGGGUGGAAUUUAGUAGACAAUAAUCUGCUUCAUAAUGGAGAGGUCAAUGGUAACUUCCCCCAAUGCAACAACGCACCAAAGUACCAGAUCGGCGAGAGAAUACGUGUGAUCUUAGACAUGGAUGAUAAGACACUAGCUUUCGAGCGAGGUUUCGAGUUCCUCGGCGUGGCGUUCCGAGGGUUGCCCAAAGGCUGCCUCUUUCCUGCUGUCUCAGCCGUGUAUGGAAACACUGAAGUGACAAUGGUGUAUCUAGGAAGACCCCUGGAUGGAUAAAGUGGAUCCUAGUGCCACUGUUAGAACCAGAGGGGAGCGCUGCUUGGCACAGAUAUGACUCUUGGCCUUUCACAUCUGGACUAAGAAAUGAGUCGUCCUGGGAGAAAUCAGUAGUUGUUGGGCGGGGCUUGUUGAAGGUGAGGAUCUUCAACAUACAUCUGCGGCAUUCAGUUAAACGUCUAUUUACGUUUAGUCCUUUUGAUGACCGGGGACGUUUUUUAAGCCUGAUUUUAAUCUAAUUUGAGAACUGCACAGGGGGCAGCUGUUCUAUUUUAUGAAAUAGGUUGAAACGCCAAAUUAGAGCUGAAAAGUGGCAACGUUUUAUAUUACUUGAUAUUUUACACAUGCGUGGGUCAAGAACCUACUGUGAAGAGGACUGAGUUAUCUAAAGACCAGGAGGGGUCAGACUUCCACAACAAUACAAACUUACAUGUAGGUAAAUGACACGAAGUACACAUGCCAAAACGCUGUACCACAAUAUCUUACUGUUUUUAUCCUCAGAGCAGUUAUCUGCAUGCAGUAUAAGCGUCUCUUCCUCUUGUUUUUAUUUUUUAAGGACAAGCAAAGGUAGUAUGUUGUUCUAUUUGUUACUGUACAUCUUACCCGUGAUGUAGAAGUGUAUAGUAUUUAUUUAUUAAGGUCUAUCUUUGCUAUAUCUGAGGUUAUGGAGACUACAAAUAAACUCUAAAU